Molecule: messenger RNA, 1678 nt
Organism: Panicum virgatum (switchgrass)
Lineage: Eukaryota; Viridiplantae; Streptophyta; Magnoliopsida; Poales; Poaceae
Product: pathogenesis-related genes transcriptional activator PTI6-like
Exons: 1
Coding region: 259-1332 (357 amino acids)
Biological process (GO): regulation of DNA-templated transcription
Molecular function (GO): DNA binding; DNA-binding transcription factor activity
Source: RefSeq, a predicted model, not a curated record
CCCCAACCCACCUCCGCCUUCUUCCCUCCUCCCCCGCACCGCACCUCAUCGCCUCGUCUCCACCUCCAAAAGUCGCAGCCGUCUCCGCGGGGUUUUUGCGGGGGGUCGGUUGGCGUCUUGCGGUGCUGGUGGAGGGCCGUUAGGCGGUCGCCGGGCGGGCUUUCCUUCCUUCCUCUGCCUUUUGAGGUUUAUCUCGGGAGGUUUGGGGUUUUAGCCGGAGCGCGCGCGGUGGCGGAGUCAUCAAAUGCGAGUGGAGUGAUGUGGGCCAUGGAGGACGAGAUGUUCGUGCUGGUGAGGCGCACGGAGCACGUCGAGGUCACCUCCCGGGCGGUGGAGGUGGCGCCGGCCAGGGAGAGCGCCGCGCCGGGGCCGACGACCAUCCGGGUGUUCUGCGACGACUACGACGCCACGGACUCGUCCGGCGACGACGACGACGCGGGGGCCGCCGCCGCCGCCGCGCGCCGGAGGGUUAAGCGCUACGUGCAGGAGAUCCGCCUGGAGCGGGCGGUGAAGGAGGCGCCGCCCGCCAGGGCCACCGCGGCGUCCCCGGCGCCCGCGGCCACGGCGAGGGUGAAGCUGGUCCUCCUCGGCCGGAAGAGGAAGGCCGACGGCGCCGGCGCCGCGGAGCCGCGGUUCCGCGGCGUGCGGCGGCGGCCCUGGGGCAAGUACGCGGCGGAGAUCCGCGACCCGUGGCGGCGGGUGCGAGUGUGGCUCGGCACCUUCGACACCGCCGAGGAGGCCGCCAAGGUGUACGACUCGGCGGCCAUCCAGCUGCGCGGGCCCGACGCCACCACCAACUUCGAGCAGGUCGACGACGCCGCCCUCGCCGUCCCUGCAGAGGUCGCUGAGCGCCUCCCACAGCCGCCGUCCAAGAACGCGUCCUCGUCCGCCACCUCCUACGACUCCGGCGAGGAGUCCCACGCGGCAGCGGCGUCCCCGACCUCCGUGCUCCGCUCAUUCCCGCCGUCCGCGGUCGCCGACGACACCUGCAGCAAGAAGCCGGCGCCGGCUUCCGCGGCGCCAGCACCACUGCCCGCCUCCCGCGCCCCGGAGACCAACGAGUCCGGCGGCGUGUUCGGCUGCCCCUUCGCCGGCGAGUUCCCUCCCCUCUACACCGAGUUCGACCUCCUUGCCGACUUCCCGGAGCCGUCGCUGGACUUCCUCGCCGACAUCCCCGAGGAGCCACUGUCCUUGCCGUCCUUCUCCGCCGCCACCGCCACCACCAGCGAGUCCUCGUCGGAGCCGCCGUCGCCGGCGAGGUGGCAGCAGGUGGACGACUUCUUCCAAGACAUCACCGACCUGUUCCAAAUCGACCCGCUGCCCGUCGUCUAGCUAGCGCUCCACCAACUGUAAACACCGGGCUUAGCGCAGCAGCUGCUAAUCCGGCCAAUUUUGUUUGCAUUCCGUCGUUUUCUUUCUCUUUAGUAUUUUUCUAGUAGCGUGAGAAGAAGCAGCUUGUUCGGCAGGGCGGCGUAGCUGCUGCCACUGCCACCCCCGCCGAGGAGGAAGACGAGGCCUUGGACGGGGCGAGUUGCGAGAGACCGAGAGAGAGAGAUGUGUGUGGUGGUGGGAUGGGAAUGGGAUCUUCCGCCAUUGAUGGUCCUGUGUCCUGCGACUGUGACCAUCAUCAAGUUAUCAUCAGUAAUUAGAGAGAAAUUAAGCUAUGAGUAAUUAGCGA